Molecule: messenger RNA, 1118 nt
Organism: Paramecium octaurelia
Lineage: Eukaryota; Ciliophora; Oligohymenophorea; Peniculida; Parameciidae
Source: the annotation of a GenBank genome assembly
AUGUAUCUUUAGAACUCAGAGUACAAAAUGAUUUCAAAUCUUGGUUUAAGUUCAGAUCAUGUUGUCUUAAAGGCUUAGCAUAGUGAGACUUAAAAUGUAUAUGCUAUAAAGAUUGAAAAAAAACCAGGAAUUGGGUAAGUGGAGACUGAAGUUUAGAUUCUUUAGUAGCUAUUUGGUAUAGAGGGAAUACCUAAAUUAAUCUAAUAUGGUAAGACCAAAGAUUUUAAGUACUUUAAACAUUUAACUUAGAAAUUAUCUAAUCAUACCACUGCUAAAUUGCAGUUUAUAAGAUCUAGGAAAGACAAGCUUACUUUCCUAGAACAGCAUACUAGCAAUAGGGUUAACUGUGAUAAGAACAAUUAAAUAAGUUCAUAACAAGGGAAUAUUGCAUCUUGAUAUUAAACCAUAGAACAUAAUGAUAUCACAACGAUAAAUAAUUGACUCAGUAGAAUAAAUUCUCAUACCUGGGAAUGUCUAAUUGAUCGAUUUUGGGUUAUCUUAAAAUUUAGGAAAUCAAAAGUUCUUAAAAGAAACCUUUAUUGGUUCAAUAAGAUUUGCCAGUCGUCAAUCUCAUAAAAAGGAAUAGCUGGGUUAUAAAGAUGAUCUUGAAAGCCUACUUUAUGUUUUAGCAUACUUAAGAAAAAGUAAUUUAAAUAAUACCCCUAGAAAAAUUACCGUGGCAACAGACCUAACAAAAAGCUUUUUAAUUAAUGGAUAUUAGAAGGAUCGGUAUUAUAAAAGAUUAGGUUUAUGAAACAAGUAUGCUUUCCUAAUAAUUUCCCCCUUAAUUUUAUCAGUUUUAGCUAUAUAUUGAUACCUUAACACCUUCCUAGAUGCCGGAUUAUAAUUACAUAGAAGAAUUAUUCAAAUAAAUGCUAUAAUUAAAUUAACCUUCAAUAACACCAUCUUUCCCGAAACCUUCUCCUUGUUUUUCAAAAUACAAAGAAUUAGAAGAUUAAGACUACAUUAAAUUGAGCGAAUCAGUCUCCAGUGUGGAUGGAGAUGCAAGAGCGAUAAUAAUCUCUGAUUUAAUAAAAGCUUACACAACUAUAGGAAUUAAAUCCAUAAAAGACAUUCAAUUUGAAUAGCAAUCACGAAAAUCUACUGAAUAAUAUUGA